AUGUGGAUUUAUUUUGAUAUUACAGAAUUACCAGUUCUGGUGGGGGAAAAAGAUAGAAGAAUAUGGGCCAAAGAUAAAGUUGGGAAUUUCUCUGUUGCAAAUGCCGUGCAAAUGAUCAGAAAAAAGUAUGAAAAGGUAUCAUGGACUAAACAGGUAUGGCAACCUUGUAUUCACCCAUACACAUCUACAAAUCUACGGAAAAUACUAAGGGGUGCAUGUGCAACUGAAGAAACAGUAAGGAAGAAAGUUUUCUCCACAGUAUCUAAAUGUUAUUUGUGUGGUAAAGAUCAGGAUACAAUGGACCAUAUUUUAUGGCAUUGUAAUUUCAGUAAAGCAGUAUGGCAUUGGCUGUGUGGUGUAUUCUAUUGUCCAGUUCCCAUAAAUUUUGAAGAAAUCUUAUCUUUUGCUAAACAGAAAAACCCUGCAGUCAAAGAGGUAUGGUAUAUUUGUGCUUUCAAUGUCAUGGUUGAGUUGUGGUUAACAAGAAACUCUGUUCUUCAUGAAGAUGCAACUCCAUCAGUGGACAAGAUUAAAAGAAGAAUUGCAGGAAUAGCAAAAGAAGGCAAAUUUAGAAUGAAAGGCAGAAGAUGGGGUACAAUGUAUGAUCUUCAUAUAUUGUUAUUCUUUGAAAUAUCAGGCAUUCCAGUUCAUGUGACCAGUUCUAAACAAGUUUUCUUUAAAUACCCUGCUCAGCAUCAAAUUUUAAUCUGUUGUGAUGGUGCAUCCAAAUGGAAUCCAGGUCUAGAUGGUAUUGGAUUUAUUGCAAGAAACCAUGAUGGAGAUUACAUGGGAGCUGCUUCAGGUGGAUUAGGGAUUGCAACAAAUUAUUUGGAAGAAGUCAUGGCAUUGAUUGUUGCAGGUGAGUGGGCUAUCACAAAACAAUAG
Molecule: messenger RNA, 885 nt
Organism: Papaver somniferum (opium poppy)
Lineage: Eukaryota; Viridiplantae; Streptophyta; Magnoliopsida; Ranunculales; Papaveraceae
Exons: 1
Coding region: 1-885 (294 amino acids)
Molecular function (GO): RNA-DNA hybrid ribonuclease activity; nucleic acid binding
Source: RefSeq, a predicted model, not a curated record